Molecule: messenger RNA, 783 nt
Organism: Colletotrichum higginsianum IMI 349063
Lineage: Eukaryota; Fungi; Ascomycota; Sordariomycetes; Glomerellales; Glomerellaceae
Product: Alpha beta hydrolase fold protein
Exons: 3
Coding region: 1-783 (260 amino acids)
Source: RefSeq, a predicted model, not a curated record
AUGUCGGCCUACAACCGAGAUGUCGUCGUCAACUGCCUCAAGAGGCAUUACGAGCUGCUGGUGCGCAUGGGCUACAUGGACAUCUCGGCCGUCGAGCUGCCCCCCGCCGCCGGCUGGGCCGACUCGGAGCUCCGCGUCGACGCGCUCCGGGCCAUGGGCCGCUCCGAGGCCGUGAUCGACCUGCUGCGGCACAUUCCCUACGUCCGCGAGAACGAGGACGCCGACCCCGUCGAGGUCUACACCGAGACGUUCCCUCUCCGGUACCUGCGCGGCGGGCGGUGGUUCGGCGGCAACCCGGGGGAGGAUCUCGGCACGACGCCGCUCCUGGAUCUCGGGUUCGCGCCGUUUGACGGGCCCGUGCCGGCGGACAUGGUGUCGUUGACGCACGCAGACGAAGGCACUUGGUGGUUGAUUGACACCAAGGAAGGAUGCAUCUAUCCUUACGGCACCGAGUUCGACAAGAGCGAGGAUCAGGUCCCCGAGGAUCAGCAGUGGCUCGCCGUCGACCCGAUGCCCAUUCAGGCCUACUUCGACAAGAUCUACGCCCAGGUCGGCAACUUGGAGGUGGUCCCGGCGCCCCGCUCCGGCAAGUGGGAGGCCAGAGUCGUGGAGGAGUACACCGAGGAGGGCCAGGAGGUCAAAAGGCUGUACGCAGAGUACGGGUGGCCGGAUGCGUUCCGCAGGGAGGAGUUCAUCCAGGCCGUCGAGAGGACGCGUGCGGCGGCCAUCGAGGCGGCGCUCGGGGAUGAUGAUGAUGCCGAGGACGAUGAGAUGACUGGCUAG